Messenger RNA from Clonostachys rhizophaga, 1143 nucleotides. The record is from the annotation of a GenBank genome assembly. Lineage: Eukaryota; Fungi; Ascomycota; Sordariomycetes; Hypocreales; Bionectriaceae.
AUGGCGGAAUCCUUGCACAACGCCCCGAUUGUGCUCGACAACGGAUCUGGAACCAUUCGCGCAGGUUUCGCUGGCGAGGAUGCGCCGAAGUGCUUCUUCCCUUCCUUUGUUGGACGACCGAAGCAUCUCCGAGUGCUGGCAGGAGCUUUGGAGGGCGAGGUAUUCAUCGGUCAGAAGGCGGCGACAGAGCUAAGAGGGCUCUUGAAGAUUCGAUACCCCUUGGAGCAUGGCAUUGUCACCGAUUGGGAGGAUAUGGAGAGGAUAUGGGAGUAUGUAUAUGGCGAGGGGCUGAAGACAUUGAGUGAAGAGCACCCCGUCCUCCUCACCGAACCGCCUCUAAACCCCCGCAGCAAUCGCGAUAUGGCUGCCCAGAUCCUAUUCGAAACCUUCAAUGUACCGGCGCUCCAUACAUCCAUCCAGGCCGUGCUCUCCUUGUACGCCAGUGGCCGGACGACGGGAAUUGUGCUCGACUCGGGAGACGGUGUCUCGCACGCCGUACCGGUCUACGAGGGAUUUGCGAUGCCCAGCAGUAUCCGCCGAAUUGAUGUCGCUGGUCGGGAUGUCACAGAAUACCUGCAGAUGCUGUUACGGAAGAGUGGCUUUGUGUUCCACACCAGUGCGGAGAAGGAGGUUGUGAGAUUGAUCAAGGAGACUGUAUCAUACGUGGCGCAUGAUCCUAAGAGGGAGGAGCGGGAGUGGCUGGGAUUAAAACACCAUGAGAGCAAGGCGGUAGAUUACAUCCUGCCCGAUGGUCACAAACUCAAGGUCGGUGCUGAGCGUUUCCGAGCGCCGGAGAUUCUUUUCGACCCCGAGCUUAUCGGCCUGGAAUACCCUGGUGUGCAUCAAAUCGUUGUUGACGCCAUCAACCGUACCGACCUAGAUCUUCGCAAAUCUCUGUACAGCAACAUUGUCCUCUCGGGUGGAAGUACUUUGACCAAGGGCUUCGGCGACCGGUUACUAUCAGAAGUGCAGAAGCUGGCUGUCAAGGACAUGAGGAUCAAGAUCUUUGCGCCGCCAGAGCGCAAGUAUUCGACAUGGAUUGGUGGUAGUAUUCUGGCCGGUUUGAGCACAUUCCGCAAGAUGUGGGUGAGCAUCGACGAUUGGCAUGAGAAUCCCGAUAUUAUCCAUACCAAGUUCACAUAG